GUUUUUAAACCAAACGGCAACUAAGCCUUUUUUCAUAAGGCUGCCGCCGCCGCACUCCGCCUCCUAAUCGCAAUGUCUUUCGCCGCAGUUCAAUUCAACUCCGCAACCGGCGGAGGCGUCGCUUCUAAGACGAAGUCCACUCUCCCCCUUCCCUGCCGGAGCCGCUACAUUUCUCAUCGAAAAUCCAAUCCGCCGCCAUGCCUGCUUCAAGGCCGCCGCCGCCGCAGCCGCCUCCUCCAAAUCAGAGCAAUCGACGCCGCCCAGCCGUAUGACUACGAGGCAAAGAUCUCGAACGAUAUAAUCCAGUCUACCAAGCUGAAAAUCGCCGUAAUAGGAUUCGGAAAUUUCGGCCAAUUCCUCGCUAAGGCUUUCAUCCGCCAAGGCCACACCCUGCUGGCGUAUUCUCGGACCGAUUACUCUCUGGCGGCGCAAUCACUCGGCGUUUCCUUCUACUCCGACAUGCAUGACCUCUGCGAGCAGCAUCCUGACGUCAUCCUCCUCUGCACCUCCAUCAUCUCCACCGAGCCGGUCCUCCGCGCGCUUCCAAUCCAGCGACUGAAGCGGAAUACCCUCUUCGUUGAUGUAUUAUCGGUGAAGGAAUUCCCUAAGAACAUAAUGCUUCAAUUGCUACCUUCACACUUCGAUAUUCUCUGCACUCACCCCAUGUUCGGGCCGGAAAGCGGGAAGAAUGGCUGGUACGGAUUGCCAUUUGUGUUUGAUAAGGUUCGGAUAGGCGAUGAGGAUUCUAGGGUUUCAAGAGUCGAGAGUUUUCUCGAUAUUUUCGAGAAGGAAGGUUGUAGAAUGGUGGAAAUGAGCUGUGCUGAGCAUGAUAAGCACGCUGCCGGGUCACAGUUCAUGACGCAUACGGUGGGGAGGGUGUUGGAGAAGCUGCAACUGGAGACUACGCCGAUUAACACCAAGGGGUAUGAGACAUUGUUGAAUUUGGUAGAGAAUACUGCCAGUGAUAGCUUUGAUUUGUACUAUGGAUUGUUCAUGUACAACAAGAAUGCCAUGGAGCAGCUUGAGAGGCUUGACUUGGCAUUUGAGUCCUUGAAGAAGGAGUUGUUUGGCCAUUUGCAUGAGAAGUUGAGGAAGCAGUUGUUUGGGAAGGUGGAAGAAGGAGCAGGGGAGCAGCUUAUUUUGACAAAGUUGCCCAAGAAUGGCCAUUCACUGCCAGCAUCUUCUUCGGAGAAUUUGAGAAAUUAAUGGAACCUUUGAUAGUGGUUCCUUGCGCUUGGUGCAAGAAUGACUUCCCACUGCUGAUUCAACGAAGCUGGGUGCACAUAUUUUUGACACUUAGAAGUAAAGAACCAUCCAUCUUUCAAGAUUUGCUGUGCUUCUUUCAUGGCAAACUCUGCUUCAUCUUCUGUGGUGUUGACCAGGCUCUGGAUGGGGGUUGACUGGCAACAGGGAAAGCCUGUUCAAAAUUACUCCCUUAAUCCCUUUUUAAUGAUUCAAUUGUCAUCUCUACAAUUUUAGUUAUUCUAUUGGACUUUAAGGUAAAACUGAUAUAAGCAAGAUGAGUUGAAAGGUAUUUUUGUUUAAUUUUAUUAGCCUUCUCUUCA
This is a messenger RNA of Ipomoea nil (Japanese morning glory), 1565 nucleotides long. Its product is annotated as arogenate dehydrogenase 2, chloroplastic-like. The record is from RefSeq and is a predicted model, not a curated record. NCBI's taxonomy places the organism in Eukaryota, Viridiplantae, Streptophyta, Magnoliopsida, Solanales, Convolvulaceae. The coding region runs from base 73 to 1206 and encodes 377 amino acids. Gene Ontology annotation, molecular function: prephenate dehydrogenase (NADP+) activity; arogenate dehydrogenase (NADP+) activity; NAD+ binding. Gene Ontology annotation, biological process: L-tyrosine biosynthetic process. The transcript is spliced from 2 exons.